AUGUCAACGGCGAUUGUGGCGGACUCAUCUAACGCGCUCUCGUCCUAUCUUGCUCAGCUUGACACUGCCAAGAAGGCUUACAUCGCGGCCGAUACGGCGUUUCUGGCAGUCGAAAGGCGCAUCAUCAGCAGCGACGCCGACUAUCAGGAUUUCGAUAACCGCGCAGAUGAGCAACACACGCAACUGGGUCAUUCUCUUGGGAUAGUUUGCGACGUAGUGCGCUCUGCUUCUCAAGACGAUCGGCUUCAGCCUAGCGAUUUGGAUACUGUCGUCGAGCGCGCCGCGGCCAUAGAGAACACUCUCAUUGAUCUCUCAUUCGGCAAAGAUAGCGAAGAUGGCAAUACGGACAUCGUGUGCGGCAACGUACUGAGAGAGCACUCAAAUGCAUCGCGUUUCGCCAACAGCGUUGGGGCGGGCACAACAAGCAUGAUGAUGCCUUUAUUCCAGGCCUUCGCGAAGAUGGCCGCGAGGAUGGCGAAUGAGGCGGCUGGGAAAACCGGCAACACUUCGGAUGGUCUAAGCGAAGAGCGUAUCAACGAGAUUUUCUCCGGAAAGCCUGCGACUCCUUACAAGGAUACGCCCAAACCAAGCCCUUACACCUCACCGCUUGCCCGCUUUGGCAGCGAGCCAACGAUCCCUGACCCGGAUGCCACGGCGUCUCUGUCCGCUCGUGCCUUCGUUGAGGCUCGUUGCGAGAUUGGAUCCAAUGGGAUAGGCCGCCCGGUAAACAUGCUUCUGGCAGGCGAUACGCUCAUACUACUUGGCGAGGAUAUCUGGAAGGACCGUGGCUGUUCGCUUUCCAUCCGUGAUCUCACGUCUGAUGGAUCCGGAUCCAACUUCAACUACCGUGAACGGACGUACGGCCUCCGAAGCGACGGUGGCCCUCAGGUCACCGUAGAUGGCUCGAGAAAACUCAUCUAUAAUGGAGCUGACCGGGUUAUCAAUGCUUAUCGAUAUGGCCAUGGAAGUUCCAAGAAGGUCGUGUUCGCUCUAGAUACGAAGGGCUACCAAGGCAUACUCGGUCUCGCAGAUGACGGUGCAAAGGUGUUGAGGACAGGCAGUGCAGGACUUGGCGUCUGGGACGUCUCUUCUACGAGUAAGGAUGGCUCGCAAGUGUCGUUCACGAGCGUCAAGUCUGAGGCAUUUGCUGACAUCGCCAACUUCGGUGUUAUGGCUGAGCAUCCGUCCAAUGCUCGAGAGCGCCUCGUCGGUAGCUGCGAGUACGCCUACUUUGUUUCUUCCGUGGACAUCGACUCGGGGAGGGUCGCGGCGCGCUACGUCGGGCACAACAGGGGUGUGACCGCCUUUGCCUCCAGUAGGGAUGAUCCGCACUCCUUCGUCACAGCAAGCUCGGACGGCGGCGUGCGCUUCUAUGACGCACGCAUGGCAGCGCCGACUUACGCCAUCCAGCACUUAGAAGGUGGCGACAACAUACAGUCGGUUCUGUACGAGCAUAUUGGAGGUCACCCAUUUAUCAUCAUCGGAGGAUCCAAGUCGCAGCAGAUCAAGAUUUGGGACGCUAGUGCGCGUGCCCCUCUGUACGAGCUCAGCACAGGCAACAACACCGUCGAGGCCCUGGCUUGGGAUGGCUCGCGUAAUCAGCUCUUCGCUGCCACAAGCUGCGAAUAUCUCGGGCAUUAUGGCACAGCCUUCGACUACCGUCAAGCGCGCUUUGGAGAAGAUGUUCCAAGGCAUUGGGAGAAAGCGUGGCCAAAGCAAGCCUACCACAACGAGGAGAGUUUCGGGCAUCCGUUCGAUUGCGGAUCGCAUCGGCUCCUUUGCUAUUGUUUUAAGGUCGAGCCCGAUACCAGUGUUCUACCCAAAUAUGGAGACGCUCAGCCAGACCGAGGGGGCGGCGGGUUUUUCGGCGGAUUUUAA
Molecule: messenger RNA, 1878 nt
Organism: Peniophora sp. CBMAI 1063
Lineage: Eukaryota; Fungi; Basidiomycota; Agaricomycetes; Russulales; Peniophoraceae
Source: the annotation of a GenBank genome assembly